Messenger RNA from Ixodes scapularis (black-legged tick), 1878 nucleotides. RefSeq names its product solute carrier family 22 member 7-like. Gene Ontology annotation, biological process: transmembrane transport. The record is from RefSeq and is a predicted model, not a curated record. Lineage: Eukaryota; Metazoa; Arthropoda; Arachnida; Ixodida; Ixodidae. The transcript has a single exon. Bases 1 to 1878 code for a protein of 625 amino acids. Gene Ontology annotation, molecular function: transmembrane transporter activity.
AUGGAUCGAGCUAAUAAUCCCGUUGAAACGCCUGAAGGACAAAUUAGCGAAGACACCAUCGUGAUUGGAGUUGGGAGGUUCCAGGGAAUGGUAAUUUUCUGCGCCGUACUCGCAGCCAUUUCUUACUUCUGCCAUGCUACUAGCUUUGAGCUGACCGCUCGUGUUAUGGACCACUGGUGUCGACCUCCUGACAACAUCACCAUGAGCAGCAGUCAGUGGAAAAAUGUCGCUAUCCCAGUCACGGAGGACGGACGCCACAGCCAGUGCCGCAUGUACAGCUUGCCGCUGAAGCCUGAAAAUACCACGAUGCCCACACUCAUUCCGUGUACCGAGUGGGAAUUCGACCUGGAAGAGUACGGCAAUACCAUCAUAAGUGAAUGGAGCCUCGUCUGCACCCGCUCCUGGUUGGUUCCGCUGGCUUCGCUGACAUUCGACUGUGGCGCAGCAUUAGGCGGUGUGAUUUCCGGAGUAGUCGCCGACCAUAUCGGCCGUAGACCCGUUGCAUGCUUUUGCGUUGUCGUUAAUUUAUUUGCUGGCUUCGCCAGUGGGCAAACCAAUUUGUUUGCUGUUUUUCUGACAGUUCGAUUUAUUUUGGCGGGAAGUUCAGAGGGCCUCGGAAAGGUUAUAGCUGUCGUACUUUACGAAGUGACCCCACAUCACAAGUGGCCGGUGUACUGUUUCAGCAGCGUUGGUGUUGCAGUGGUAAUCGUGCCCGUAUUCUUUCUCCUCCUUUCAGUGUUACAACUCAGCUGGGUGGAAGUUCACCUAGCUAUAAUGGUACCCACGGCGUUUCUUGUUUGUGUAUUCUAUAUGAUCCUCGAGACGCCGCGCUGGCUACUGGUCACCGGAAAGCUUCAAGAAGCCUGGAAAGUGACACUCCUCGCCGCGAGCACCAACAGAGCUUCGUCUGAGGCUGCAAUCAACUCUCUCAGAAGAGCGGGAAACGAUUUAAAGUUUGCAACCAGCGAAAACGAGGCUUUGCAUCCUCUCACCAUCCAGCGACUGCUGCUUGAACCGAAAACCAGGACACGUUCUGCCAUCGUUUGCUUUGCUUGGCUCGCGGUAGACUUUACAUUCUCCGUAUAUAUCUUCAUGUACCCCUUCGCGAUUCAUGAGUCGUUCGCCAUUGCGUCUGUCGUCCUUGUGCCCAUCUGUUUCACCAUUAUUUUAUUUUCCUUCAAUCGAUUUGACAAGGAGAGCGUACUAGUGAUAGUUCUCUCACUACUCAGCGUUGGAACGUCACUGCUAAUCGUGACUUACGAAGAGCCGCCGCAAUUAAUAACGAGUGCUUUGCUGGUUUUUGUCCAACUGCUCUCCAUAGUGGCCUUCUUUGUUCUAUUCGCAUUGACGGUGGAGCUGUUUCCGACAGCGCUUCGAUGCACAGGCUUUUGCACCUCAGCUGCGUUCGGGAACGUGUCGACAAUGGCUGCUACGCUGCUAACCAAGUUUGAAACGAAGCUACGCAAAGACUUGCUGCUCGCCCUCAUCGCUGCAUUCGCGGCUUGCGGCGCACUUGCCUUGUGGAGUCUCACUGGCACAGCCUCUCCAACGGCGCACUUCGGUCGUCCUCAGCCAAAAAUGAAAGGAGACAGCCAGCGGCAACUUCAGGGGUCUCCGAGACCGUUUCCACCAGAGAGGUCAACCAUGAAGGUGAUGGAUACAGCACAGAUGCCCGUGUCUCAGGCGCCGCCCUUAGAGCCCUCUGGCAUACAUGUUGUUCCUGGACGACUCAUUCAAAGUUUUCAAUCCUCUCAACCCUUGGGACCAGGGACUGGCGGAGCAUUAAAAACUCAGACAGCCAAAAAUGAGGGCCCGGCUUCGCAUCAUUCAGGCAAGCCACAUAAUAGGCUGAAUGUAACACAGAGCCGCAGAUACUGA